Molecule: messenger RNA, 6029 nt
Organism: Drosophila grimshawi
Lineage: Eukaryota; Metazoa; Arthropoda; Insecta; Diptera; Drosophilidae
Gene: ago
Product: F-box/WD repeat-containing protein 7
Exons: 8
Coding region: 282-4517 (1411 amino acids)
Biological process (GO): ubiquitin recycling; proteasome-mediated ubiquitin-dependent protein catabolic process
Cellular component (GO): cytoplasm; nucleus
Molecular function (GO): ubiquitin binding
Source: RefSeq, a predicted model, not a curated record
UCGUUUAAACGUGUGUUCAGUGGCAAAUGCUUUUAUAUGUGUGUGCCUGUGGCUGUGUAAGUGUGUGUGUGUGUGCGUGAGCUAAACGCAAAAAGUGUAAAACGGAUGAAAUAGUUAAGCAAUUAGGCUAAAUUGCAACUGCAAACGUCGAGUGAACACCAAAUAUAUGAAUUCCGUUGUAUAAAGUGCAAAAUAAAGCUAUAUUAGGGGUGAGAAAGAGCAGCAAGCGAGAGCAGUGCAAGAGAAGAGAUUGACUUUCUCCGGCGCAUAGUGAUAGUAUUAUGGAUAAAGGAUGUGCAAUUGUUAGCAUCAAUUGUGAGAGUGCCGAGGAGUUUAGCAGUACGAGCAGCACUGCAAGCACUGGAAGCGAGACGAAGCCGCAAACACCUCAAUCUCAACCUCAACAUCAACUAGCAAUUCAAACACAAAGUCAGCCAAAGCCAAGCACUAGCCAGGUGGGAAGCAGCGGAGCAGGCGGCACAGUACCGAGCUUAAGGGUUAAACAAUUGGGUUCUAUGUCCAAAUUGAGGGAAGACGUGGAGGACUGUGUCACUUCAAAUUCGCAACAUGGCUUCGCCGUAGUGCUCGAUGAUGAUGAUGAUGAUGAUGACGAUGUGUCCUCCAGUAACGAUGAGACGGGCGUGCUGGAAACAUACGAGAUCAGCUCUUCCAACUCCUUGCCAGCCAGCACCGGUGCAGCGGCCAGCUCCAGUGAUGUGGGCGAUGAUGUUGUUGUACCCGUCGACGAUAGCUCCUCCUCCGAUACGUUAAAUGGGCGUGGUCGUGGCCGUGCCCGCAGUGCCGCCUCCGAGGAUCAUGUUUUCUAUAACGAUGAUGAUAAUGAUAUUGUGGACGAUGAGCCACCCGUUGUUUGCCUUAUUAACGAUGACGAUGAUUUCGAUGAGGAGGAGGAAAUUGUUGAUGAGGACGAUGACGAUGUGGAUGAUGUUGACGGUGGACAAUCAAUGCCACUGGACUGCCCCAAUACAUCACAAUUGAAUGGCGGUGGAGGCGAUGGCAUCAUUAUGACGGCAGACGGCUCCAAAAUAUUCCUGGAGACGCCCGUUGUGGAGGAGCCCCUCUCACAUACCCAUGUCACCGUUGGCAAUGCUACACAAUCUGAACUCCUCACUGGCAAGCCCAAGCGUCUCAGUGAUGAAUUCGAGGCGGAGGCUUCUGCGGAGGCGCAGCAGCAGACAGGCGGCAACAGAGUGUUAGUUAAGUCUGAGCCGAUUGCCCAGGGAACGGCGGCGGAUGUGGCAUCCAGUUCACUGCACGACAGACAAAUGUCUGUGCGGCUGAAGCAAAUGAGCAUCACGCCCAAUGCAAGUGCCAGUGCCGGCUCGGGCUCCGGGUCCACUUCCAACUCCAGCUCCAGCUCCAACAGCGCCAAUUCGCAGUCUCUAUCGAAGGCAGACAUCUUGUCGAUGGAUCGAAUAGAGCGGCGCGACUUUGAGAGAGAACAGCGACUAACCGGCGGCAUUAUAAUCGGCACCAGUUCGCUGAUGAACAAGAAUCGCCUCAAUCUAAGUCUGAUCAAUCGUGCUGCUGCAGCAGUCGGAGCAGGAGUCGUUACAGUGAAUAGUGCCAAUGGCAAUGGCAGUGGAAGCAGCGAUGAUUGGCCCAGCAGCAGCCAAGGACGCGCCUUCUCCUCGGAUAGCAAGUGCACGUACAAGGAUCUGUCGACGACGCCGACGAGCAGCCGGAAGUACACAAACAGUCGCCUGAGCAAGUCCACUGCCAAACUCAAUUUGGGCUCAUCGCUGGCCAGUGCUGCAGCGGCUGCGCCUGCUGCAUCUGCUCCGCCGCCGCCAGUCGGCAACGUUAGAGACCAGAGUUCCCAGAGCAACAGCAGCAGCAAUAGCAGCACCACCUACACCAUCAAUUCCAAGCUGCCCAUUGUGUUGAUUAUGAAACCCACCACCACCACCAAUUCCGCCGCCAAUAGCAGCAGCAGCAACAAUGCGUCCACUUCCACCACACACAACAAUCGCAGCGAUGUCUAUACGAACACCAUCAACUCGAAUGAAAACCACCAGCACCAGAUGGACAAGGACGUUGCGCCGGCAGCUGCGCCAUUGGCAGCCACAUCGUUCAGCUCUGUCGGUUCGCAGACCAGCCAGGAGAGCGGCUGCAGUCGCACAUCGGCGGCAGCAUGCGCCGCCAGCUCUGCGGCCAGCACCGGUUCAGUUGGGGAUGUGGAUGCACAGCCAUCGACAUCGGCGACAUCAACGACUUCGUCCGCACGCUGUCAUUAUGCAGCGCCCACAUCUCGAGCUGCCACCAGGCAGGUCAAUGCCAGCGCCCAGACUCAGGAGCGUUUUCUGGCACGCAGCGGCUUGGCAGCAGCAGCUGUCGGCGGCGGUGUGGUUGGUGGCGUCUCCGUUAGCACUGUACGCACACGCAGUCGACGAGGCGGCGAGGCGGCAACACGUCGUGGCUCAAACGAUCCUGUCAUCCUCGAAGUCGUCGUUGAGGAGAAUAGCAACAAUAAUGGCGACAGCGCUGGCAAUGGAGGCGGCGGUGGUGGCAUUGUGGAACCGGGUGAUUUUAGUGCCGAAGAGCCCUGGGGUAAUUGCGACGAGGAGAACAACUGUUCGGAUCUGGAGGAGAUUUGCACGUGCCAGAACAGCAUACUCACGAGCAGUCGCAGCGGCAGCAGUGGCAGCCUCAGCGACUCGGACUGCUUGGACAACUAUCACAUGUUCGCCGCGGAGGAUGAGUCCAUCUCUUUUCAAAAAAUCGACACCGGCUCCCAUCAGCAGCAGCGCAAGCGCAAAUACAACGAGAGUCGUUACCUCGAUGGUGAUUACUCCAUGACGGGUGGCGGCGGUGGCGGUGGCGAUGGUGGUGGCCGACAUGCCGGUGCCGGCGAUAAUAGUCGCAAACGGAUUGCCUAUGAUUUUGCGUCGACGCCACGCUCCACCAACUCUUCCACUACCGUGCUGCACGCAAUGACGCCAACGACGGCGGCGACAGUGGGUGCCAUUCUGGGCAGCUGCUCACCCGCAGUGGGUCGGCGUACGCCGCGUGCUUUAAUCCCCACGCGGGACAAUCCGCCGCCAGAGCUGCCGCAAUGGUUGGCACAAUUCCAGCGUUGGUCCCAUGCCGAACGCCUAGUGGCCGUCGAUCGUCUGAUCGAUCAUUGCGAUCCCUCGCAGGUGCGUCACAUGAUGAAGGUCAUUGAGCCGCAAUUCCAGCGGGAUUUCAUCUCGCUGCUGCCCCGAGAGCUGGCACUGUUUGUGCUCUCGUAUCUGGAGCCGAAGGAUUUAUUGCGUGCGGCGCAAACCUGUCGCAGCUGGCGUUUCCUCUGCGACGACAAUCUGCUGUGGAAGGAGAAGUGCCGCAAGGCGAUGAUCCUCACCGAAUCGCGCAGUGAUCGUCCCAAGCGUGGACGCGACGGCAAUAUGCCGCCCAUAGCUUCGCCGUGGAAGGCGGCCUAUAUGCGACAGCACAUCAUCGAGAUGAAUUGGCGAUCGCGUCCGGUGCGCAAGCCCAAGGUGCUCAAGGGUCAUGACGAUCAUGUCAUCACCUGUCUGCAAUUCUCCGGCAAUCGCAUCGUUUCCGGCUCCGACGACAACACGCUCAAAGUGUGGUCAGCUGUCAAUGGCAAGUGCCUUCGCACCUUGGUUGGUCACACGGGCGGCGUUUGGUCCUCCCAGAUGUCCGGCAAUAUCAUCAUCUCGGGCAGCACGGAUCGCACGCUGAAGGUGUGGGAUAUGGACAGCGGCACCUGUGUCCACACGUUGCAAGGACAUACCUCAACGGUGCGUUGUAUGCAUUUGCAUGGCAACAAAGUGGUCAGUGGUUCGCGGGAUGCGACACUGCGUGUCUGGGACAUUGAGAUCGGCAGCUGUCUGCAUGUCCUGGUGGGUCACCUGGCUGCUGUGCGGUGUGUGCAAUACGAUGGCAAGCUAAUUGUGUCCGGCGCCUACGAUUAUAUGGUCAAGAUUUGGCAUCCGGAGCGACAGGAAUGCCUGCAUACGUUGCAGGGACACACCAAUCGUGUCUACUCCUUGCAGUUUGAUGGCCUUCAUGUUGUCUCUGGCUCACUGGAUACCUCGAUACGCGUUUGGGAUGUGGAGACGGGCAAUUGCAAGCACACGCUGAUGGGCCACCAGAGCCUCACCUCGGGCAUGGAGCUGCGCCAGAACAUACUCGUUUCGGGCAAUGCGGACUCCACCGUCAAAGUCUGGGACAUAACAACGGGCCAGUGUCUGCAGACGCUAUCGGGUCCCAAUAAGCAUCAGUCCGCUGUCACCUGCCUGCAGUUCAAUUCACGGUUUGUGGUGACUAGCUCCGAUGAUGGCACCGUCAAGCUGUGGGACGUCAAAACGGGCGACUUUAUACGUAAUCUUGUCGCACUCGAUUCGGGUGGUUCCGGUGGCGUUGUCUGGCGUAUAAGGGCAAAUGACACUAAGCUGAUUUGCGCUGUGGGCUCACGAAACGGCACGGAGGAGACCAAGCUGAUGGUACUCGAUUUUGAUGUGGAGGGCGCUUGUGUCAAGUGCUCAUAGGAACGGUGCCGGGGACGAUGCCAGUUCCAGUGUCGCCAUCAGCAUGACUUGCUGCGGCAACCUGUUGUCAGUAGAAGGAAGAGAAGCGCCGCUCUACUUUAUGUUACGAUAAACGCGAAACGCCGGAAUCGCUAAAGCGCUUUAGCGAAAAGCCGGAGGCGAUUUCCACACACACACACACACAGACACUCAUCCUACACACACACACACUUAUAAACACACAGAGAUGACGCUUCUAUCUGAAAUCCACAAUCCGGAUUGUUAUCGUCGCUUGCCUUGCCAACAAAUGCAGCUGCUCACACACACACACAUAUAUAUAUAUACACACACUCACACUUUCACACACACACACUAAACAUUUGGGAGUUUGUGAGCGCGAGUGUAAAAUGUUAUAAUUUGUUUCCAAUUCGCGUUGCUUUAUAGCCAAAAUUUGUUUUCCAACCAUAGCAUAAUUUUUUGCUCCUUAGUUCUUAUAGAGAUAUAUAUAAUAUAAAUUGCAUUGAAGUUAGUCGGAAGUUAGUUAACAUUAUAAACAUUACUAUAUACGUAUUAUUGCAUAUACUUACAUAAAUACAUACAUAAAUAUUUUGUUCCGUCUCGAAUGAAUCUGGAUACUUUAUGAAAAUGAAAGAAAAAAAACACAGCUUUAUAUAUUGAUUAAAAUGUAUAAUUAAAAUGAUUACGAUUAUGAUGAUUAAUGUUAAUAUUGCCAUUAGAGCAUUUGAUUUUAAACUUGUGUUGUCUGUUUCUGUUUCUAUUCCCUGUGUUUUGUUUAAUAUUCUCUCACACACCCACACCCACAUGUACGAAUUGAAAACAUAUUUUUGAUUAAGAUGUGCUUUGUUACAAAUGUGCUUCCACAAUGGGAGCAGUUCUACGUUCAAAUUGUAUGUUUUUCGUAUAAGUUAAAAACAGAUAAUUGCAAAUCUAGAAUUAUUUCUGAGUCGUAUAUAGAGAUUUAAGUAUUCCGUGUUAUAUACUCAUUUUACGGGGCAGCUCACACACUCACACACAUACACACACACACACAUAUAUAAACACACUCUCACACACACACACACAAAAGCAUUAAGCGAAUAUAUAUUUUAAUUAUAGACUGAUUUAUUAGUAAUUGAAAUUAAUCUACAAAUUUAAGCAUAAAUCUGAAUAAACGCAGGAAUAAUAAUUAAACCAGAGUAAAAAAAGAACAAAAACAAAGAAAUGCAUGUGAAUGUGAUUUUCGGUUUGUUUCUUAUCAUUUCUGUAACAAACAAACCACUUUAAUGAUAAAAACGCAUCGCGUAUCGGCCAGCAGCACAAUAAUUCGAGAUCCAUAUAUAUACAUAUAUAAAUGCAUAUAUAUAUAUUUGUAAUCUGAAUGCAAUCAGAAAAUGAGAUGUUUUUUUUUUUGUUGUGGGGCCGAAGGGGGACACAUCUAUGGCCAUGCAUAUGUAUGCGAAUCUACUCUAUACAAUAAUUUAUGAAAUACUUUAUGGCAUAAUAAUCGUAACAAUAAAUGCAGUAAUUCUAAAA